Molecule: messenger RNA, 960 nt
Organism: Colletotrichum spaethianum
Lineage: Eukaryota; Fungi; Ascomycota; Sordariomycetes; Glomerellales; Glomerellaceae
Product: lathosterol oxidase
Exons: 3
Coding region: 1-960 (319 amino acids)
Biological process (GO): lipid biosynthetic process
Molecular function (GO): oxidoreductase activity; iron ion binding
Source: RefSeq, a predicted model, not a curated record
AUGGACGUCGCCCUCGAGAUCCUCGAUCCUCUCGUCCUGGACAAGGUCUACGCCUACUUCGUCCCCGCGCAGACCGCGGCCGCCUCCAAUGCGACCGGCGCCGCCGCCUUCAUCUCGUCGUCGGACUGGAACUCGUCCACGACCGCCCUGUCACCGCUCUCGUAUGGCUCCGCCUGGCCGCGCGACAGCAUCCUGCGCCAGUGCAUCUCGCUGCUCGUCAUCACCCAGAUCGGCGCCUCGCUGCUCUACUGGGUCUUCAGCGCCCUCUCCUACUACCUCAUCUUCGACCGCCGCCUCGAGUACCACCCGCGCUUCCUCAAGAACCAGAUCCGCCAGGAGAUCGUCUCUUCCAUGAAGGCCGUCCCCGUCAUCGACGUCCUCACCCUGCCCUUCUUCCUCGCCGAGGUCCGCGGCAAGAGCCUGCUCUACACCCGCAUCGACGAGUACGGCCUGUGGUGGAUGGGCGUCUCGGCCCUGCUGUUCCUGGUCUGGAACGACAUCUCCAUCUACUGGAUUCACCGCCUCGAGCACCACCCCUCCGUCUACAAGUACAUCCACAAGCCACACCACAAGUGGAUCGUGCCCACGCCCUGGGCUGCGCUCGCCUUCCACCCCGUUGACGGCGUCUUCGUCUUCUUCUGCCCCGUGCAAAAGUACCUCUACCUGUGCCUCUUCAUCCUCGUCCAGAUUUGGACCAUCCUCAUUCACGACGGUGACAUGAUCUCUGGUCACUGGCUCGAGAAGUACAUCAACAGCCCCGCCCACCACACCCUGCACCACAUGUACUUCACCGUCAACUAUGGCCAGUACUUCACCUGGGCCGACAGCUACUUUGACUCCCACCGCGCGCCCCAGCCCGAGCUGGACCCCCUCCACGAUGCCCUCAAGGUGAUGCGCGAAAAGGGUCUGGUGGAUGAGAAGGGCAACCCGAUCCCCCAGGACAAGAAGAAGGACCAGUGA